UGAUGCACCAUCAGUGAGGAAGGGAUCCCCAGCUUGGCUGUCAUGUUACUUUUCUGAAAAUGUCGGAGAAAGUAAAAGAGAUUUCUCUAUAUACCAUGUCUCUAGUCAAGGCUCCAAAGAGUCGGUACUGAACUGCACCUGGAGUCCAGGCACUUUGACAUGUCACACUUUACGUGACUACCAGUUUGACAGAAGAAAUAACCAACACUGCCACAGUGAAGAUACCAAGGUGUCAGCCAGUCAUACGGUACCUACUCCUGUCAACUGGCAGGUGCUGCACCACGUGACUACGAGUCCUGCGUGUUUAAUUUCGACCAAGGACAAGCCACCUCCUGUAACAUCCCGCCUGUCAAGCUGAUGGAGCCGGCGACAUUAACCUGCGACUUUAGUGUCGACAUCAACAAAACGAAAACAAACUUUAACAUCGUCCACUUCAGUGAUCAGAGUAAAGCAGGUGUUGAUGUGUUGAAGUGUGUCUGGCAACACGACGACCUGGUUUGUGACGUCACAUCGGGUUUAGAGUUCAGCCGCCCGGUGACUGACCAACUCGCCCUCACAAUUCCACGGGCAAACGACAGCCACGCUGGAAAAUAUUCGUGCCAGCUACAGAGAGCUACCAAUAAUGCCUCAUUCUGUGAAUUUAUUAUAGACUCAGAAAGUAACAGCAGCUUGUCUGUGGUUGUUGGUGUGCUCAUCCCACUAUCUAUUUUGGUGCUGAUCGCGGUGGGUGUCCUACUGUACCGCAGACAUCGAGUCAGAAAAAUACAUGAAAACUUUUCAUCUCAUGAAGAAGUCCUGCUAAUGCUACCUAUCCAAGCUACCGAUCAGACUACAGAAAGAUUGCAGGAAAGUCUAUCAGUCAGCAUCCAGACCAUGUACCCAGAUAUUCUCACCGCCUCCUAUUUCGUGCCUUCAGUCUACUUAAACAGAAACACAUAUGAAAACGAUGAGGUGGCGGGUGAGAAGGUUGUUGUCAUGGAAGCUAAAUCAGACGAAACACUGAGGCACGACCACGCCAUCCAGCACGUCCUCAACUGUCUGCGCCACCUGGCGGACAGAGACCAGCAGGCCAUGUUUGUCCUCUCACAGUUCACCUGUGACGACUACCUGGCUAGUGUUGACGAGCAGUUUGCCCACCACAAGCUGCCGAUGCCCUCUGACCUCACACGUCGUGACAAGGACUAUGAGAACUUUGAUGUACUCGUCGUCCACCGACAGUACGGUGUCGUGGUUGUGGUGGUGAAGGCGUCUGUGUGUACAGCAGACAUGGGGGUAGAGAUAAGAGACAAUGAGAGGGUUGUACAGGAUUUACGUGAAGCUGUCAAACAGUUGGAUGGAGCGGAGCGAAUGUUGAAGCAUCUCAUGGCGGAUGUGAAGCCUGAUAUUGCAAUACGUAAAACAUUGAUGUUACCGAACCUCUCUCUAAAAUCCUUGUCAGAAAUACUGGCAAAACAUCAAGACGUAGCGAAGGCUUUACGACACUGCACUGGGCUGACAGACUUGUCUGACAUGUCUGGGGAGUGUUUAUGUGCUGAUCAGCUCCACGGUGACAACAUGGUCGACCAGCUACAGAAAUGGCUUGGGGUUCAUCACACUUCGUUGGCUGAUUAUAGCCUCAGUGAAAACACUUACCAGACGAUUUUGUCCAGAUUCUGUGGUGCCGCCAGCAGACCGUACCUGACGCUGCCUGACGGUCGUCGUGUGUGUACACCAAGCUCACUGCAACAGGCCGUCAGUCUCACAGGCGAACUCUUCAACGGCGCCAUCAUCCACCCUGAACAUCAGCAACUUGUGACUGAAGCGCCACCUCGUGUCUUUCUGUCCGGACCGCCAGGGUCAGGCAAAACCACUUCACUGGUGCUGAUGGGGAGAAAGUGGCUGUCAGAGGGCCACAAGGUCUGUGUGCUCAGUACGUGGAGGGAGAAUCGAACAUCAUCAAAGUUGUUGCAUGACAUACUGAAAGAAUUUUCAGAAAGAAUGGACACGUCACACGCACCAAAAGACCCUCAAGUGUUUCCGCCACCGAUCAAAGUGGAGACUAAAAAUACAAAAAAAGACAUCGUGAUAUUUGAGGAAGUGGACUUUGAGAAAAAGGAGAUGAAAAAGAUCAUCAAGAAAGUAAAAGAUCUCGCAGCUUCAGGAGGCUUGUUCAUACUUGUUGAUGAUGCAGGCCCUUAUAGAGAAGAUCAACCACUGUUUAAGUCCUUUUGCGAGCAACUAGUUGCUGUCAAUCCGAAAUUGCAUCUUUGGGCGGCCAGCUGCCUUACUCACGAAACUCCGAACGGUUGGGAUGUGAAACAUUUUCAAAGGACUGUUUCCUGUCCACCUGCAAUACUUCGAGAAAAGAAUGUGUUGAUGUUAGCGCAGAAGAACGGAUGCAAAAGUCUUGUCAAGUGGGAUCCCGACAACAUAGGUGUGGCCCCUACAGAGGGCCUGCCAGUCAAGUAUGUCUAUCACCAUGGACAAGAUGUACAAGGUCACCGCCAUUGUUAUCCAUUUGCUUGUGAAAAGUGCUGUCAGGACGUCAUCACCUUAUUGAAAGCUUCUGGUUUGGAAACAGAUGCAAGAGACAUCGGUGACAACCGUCAGACCGCCUCUACGUCCACAACGAGCUCUGCAAACUGGGAAAGUGCCUCGACACCGAGACUUUACCCGACUGACGUGCUGUUAUUGGUUGAGCAUGAAGAUCUUAAAAACAUUAUUAAUACAAAUUUUUGUAAAAUUCUUAAAAGGUCUGGCUUUAGCGUACAAGUAGGGAAAAGUGUAGAGAGUGAUUUUUCGUCUCAAAUCGUCGGCCAUCAUUUGUGGAUUUCAAAUGCAACACAUUUUCGGGGCCUUAAAAGAAAAGUUGUGGUUUAUGUGGAGGGACGAGGACAGUCAAAUGUACCGCAAGAGUGGAUCAGACUUCGAGGUGUCACCAGCUGUACAUCUCAGCUCAUCUGGGUUAAGGACGCAGCAUCGUUUCAUCCAGAAGCAUAGUCAUGUAUCAGAAUGGGAUUAGGUGGAUUUUUUUCCAAGUAUUAAAGGCAUUUAUUUGAAA
Messenger RNA from Pomacea canaliculata, 3040 nucleotides. RefSeq lists its product as uncharacterized. The record is from RefSeq and is a predicted model, not a curated record. Lineage: Eukaryota; Metazoa; Mollusca; Gastropoda; Architaenioglossa; Ampullariidae. The coding region runs from base 358 to 2979 and encodes 873 amino acids. The transcript is spliced from 11 exons.